Molecule: messenger RNA, 1208 nt
Organism: Brienomyrus brachyistius
Lineage: Eukaryota; Metazoa; Chordata; Actinopteri; Osteoglossiformes; Mormyridae
Exons: 2
Coding region: 1-621 (206 amino acids)
Molecular function (GO): methyltransferase activity; 2-oxoglutarate-dependent dioxygenase activity
Source: RefSeq, a predicted model, not a curated record
AUGGCUCGCCGAGGGGGGGUGUUUCACAAACUGCCGGCUAGACGCGAGAAGGAGAGGAGAACCGCAGCAGACGAGAGGCAGACAUCGGCGUCAUUGAGGAAACAGUGCGGAUUGCGCAUGCGUUGGGGGUCGAGGCGCGCCGCCGACUGGCCAGCGUGCUGGAACGUGCGGGAAGAAAUUUCACCAACUGACUUCUUGACCUCCAGCCUGGUCAAGAAGGCCCAUCAGCGCCUCUUCUUCUUGAGGACACUGAAAAAGAACCAACUGUCUGCUGACAUACUGGGCAACUUCUACCGCUGUGCGAUAGAAAGCAUCCUGACCAACUGUAUUUCAGCAUGGUAUGGGAAUUGUACUGUAACUGACCGCAAGGCACUGCAGCGUGUGGUAAAAACCGCCCAACGAAUCAUAGGGACUCCAAUUCCUGCCAUUGAGGAUGUCCACAAGAAGAGAUGUCUACGCCGAGCACGCAACAUCCUUAAGGACUCCUCUCAUCCAGCCAACAAACUCUUCCAGCUCCUCCCCUCCAGAAGGCGCUACAGGAGCCUUCGGACUAAAACCAGCAGGUUCAGGAACAGCUUUUUCCCCACAGCGGUCACACUACUGAACUCAGUCCCCCGCUAAACACACAACACACCCGUACAUUGCACAUCUAUGUAUGUGUAUAUAUAUAUAUAUAUUAUAGCACUCUUAGUAUUACGGCACAUACAUAGUGAAUCUGUAUAUCUGUAUAUUGUACAUCUGUGUAUAUGUAUAUUAUAGUACUUAUAGUAUCACAGCACAUGCAUAGGGCAUCUGUAUAUCUGUAUAUUGUACAUCUGUGUAUAUAUAUAUUAUGGUACCUAUAGUAUCUCAGCACAUACAUAGUGCAUCUGUAUAUAUCUGUAUAUUGUACAUCUGUGUAUAUAUAUAUUAUAGUACCUAUAGUAUCACAGCACAUACAUAGCGCAUCUGUAUGUCUGUAUAUUGUACAUCUGUGUAUAUAUAUAUAUUAUAGUCUAUUAUAUAUAUCUAUAUAUCUAUUCCCACCUUCACUGUGCUCUUAACUGUACAUACUGCAUUUAACUGUGCAUACUGCAUUUAACCAUACAUAUCACAUACUAUAUUUAUUGCACUUGCUGCUCUUUGCACUUCUGAUUAGAUGCUAAACUGAAUCUCGUUGCCCCUGUAUUUAUACAUGUGUAAUGACAAUAAAGUUGAAUCUAAUCUAA